CUGGCAGCCGCAGCAGGCACCUGUACAGGGAGGGGCUCUGUGGGGCUUCCAGGCUUUUUCUCAAGCAGCGUUUUUCUCCCCGGGUCCUCACUGGUAGGGAAGGCGCUCUCUUGCACGGUCUUCCUCUUUUUCUGCGGAUGUGCUGACUUUGGUUACCACCUAGCAGCUUCCGGUAGUGGUGAGUGGUCAAGAGCAUUUUUCCGGGAGUUGAUCUCAGGUUUUCAAGAAUGGCCCCUGGAGACCCAGUUUGUUUUCUAUGUAAUUACUAGAGCUUUCAGAACAACCUGGCUUUCUCAGGGCUCUGGGCACGGAGUGGAUGCUGGUUUGCUCUUCUUCCCUCGAGGCUGGGAAAUAAAUCUCCCUGUGGGUGAGGGGCAAGGUCAGGCCCAGGUGAGUAGGUGGGAAGCCGUCCUUGGUUGGAGAGAUCAGCGGAACUUUAGCUCAGGGCUGGCUGUGACUUUGUGUUUCUUUCUUCCAGCUUCCUCUUUUGUUUUGCUAUUUCCAGCCAUGUGGUCUAGCAAAUAUGUUAUAUUAUUUUCCUUUUACUAAAAUAUAAUUUUGGGGAACGUUUGUUGGGGAUGGGGGAUACAACAUUUUCAUUUUUUGGUUUGAAAUACUUUUUUUGUUCUACUAGCAUCACCUAUAAAUAACAGUGGAAGUAGUAUAAAUGUACAUUUCUUUUGGUUUGUGAGUCUUGGUUUGUGAGUCCUUUCAUGAUAGCUGGUUUUAAAUUUUUAAGAAGGUUUUAUCUCGAAAUCUUCCUCGAGACGCUGUGAUUCUGUGAUGAAUUCGUGCUUUGGGUGUGACAGCUGGCACUGGGCUGGCCCUCUGAGGCUGGAGUGUUCUGUCCUCAGUGCUUGGAUUUGUGUGAACAGAACGAAUUGAUCUCGGUGGCUGUUUAGUCAACAGACAUGGAAGUGUCUCAGGUUUCUGGCUAACAAUUAGCUGUUUAAAGUAAAAGGAAGCUGGUGAGCAACAUUAACUGGGGGCUGAAGGCUUAUUAGAAAGAGAUGAGGAAAUAUAGUUUCAUAUGGGACCGAAACACCUGUGCCCCCCCUGUGCUCAGGUGUGGUUUCCUGCUAUCUCCACUGCUGGGUCAGAAGUCAGGAUGAUUUUGCUUAACUUCUGUUUAUCUGGCACUUUCAUAUUGUCUUAUACACAAGUCUUUAAAAAUGAGACCCCAGUGAUUUUUGUUGUUUCCUGGCAGUGUGUGUGUGUGUGUGUGUGUGUGUGUGUGUGUAUGAGUGUGUGCACAGGAAUAUUUUAGUUUGCUUAUACACAGAGAACUAGAUUUUCAUCUAGUAGAAAAACAAUUAUUCAAAAGAAAAUUGGAAAUUGUAACUCCUGGAACUAGAACUUCCUAAUGGAUGCAUUCUAGCGACCUGUAGGGCAUGCAGGAGGAUCAGAAGGAAGGAUUUCUGGGCUGGGGAUUUAGCUCAGUGGUUUCGCUGCCUGCCUCGCAAGCACAAGGUCCUGAGUUCAAUCCCCAGUACCAAAAAAAAAGAAGGUAGGAUUUCUCACGGAAAGAUAUAAAAGAAAAUGGUGAUCCCUUGGCGGUGCUGAUACAUAAUUUAACACUUUAACACUGAUAAAUAAUUUUCUAAAGAGGUACUGAGUAUGGCUUUGGGACAUGUGAUCCUGCCUUACCUGGAGGCUGCCUUUCUUCCAGUGCCCUCUGAUUUACUCAGCUGAAGUUUGCAGCACCCACAUCCCACGGGGGUCCCUGGGGGCAGCCACGAGGGCUCUGUUCUUGUCCUUUGCUGGCUCUUCCACACCCAUCGUUCCAUUUCACCUCUCUUCACUCUUGCUGUUUCUGAGUGAGAUCACUCAUUCCUGUGACUUCAGCACUUCCUUAUUCGUGGAUGACCUCGGGUCUCCUUGGUCACCUUUUCUCCUUAGCCCUGAGGAUAUUUUCAAUGACCAAGGGGCAUUUCAAGUCUAAUGGAAUCAAACUCAUUCUGCUGUCCCUGUUCUUGCUUCUGCCCUUCCACCUUCUCCUUCUUCUCCUUUCGUUGAUGUAUUUGUCACUUUAGCUAAUGGCAGAGCCCUAGACGUCACCCCAGAUUCCCCCUUGUUCUUCACCUCAACACAGACCCGCCUGUAAACUCAGGUGAUCCAAUUGCGGCAACGUUUCUAGACAGUGGCUCCACUUGCUAUGGGGUCCUUCAGAACCCUUCCCUGUCUACUCUGCCCCCGCCCUCCUCCCAAGCCCCUGUGAUCUCGGGGCCACGACUGGACCGCUCCCCUGACCCUCCCUUCCCUCCCCAGCACUUGGCCUUUCUAUGCGGUGUUCCUUUCGCCUGUUUUACCUUGCUUUAUUCAGUGAACUCUUCUUCCUUCAAAAGGACUCAACUCAGAAGCCCCCGUGAGUCCUGGCUGACUCCGGUGAGCAGGCCCUGCGACUCUGCUCCCUCUGCCUACACAGUUCCCUCCCUCCACCGGAGCCCACUUCUCUGUCCGGCGGCCCUCCCUGGCGUCGUCGGUCCCCAUCUUCCCUGUACAGUGGGCUCAGGGAGGCUGGGGGCGCAUCCCUGCCUCCUCACACACAGCCCAGGUUGGAAACAGGGUGGGAGACCAGAGAAGUGACAACAGAAGGACGAGGUGGCGCUCAAAUUGGAGAGCAGGUUUCCUACGUGUGAGGGUUUAAAAAUACACUUAGGAAAAACGGACAUAAUAGCAGCUUUCCUCUCCUGGGUACUAGUUUGUGGCCGGAGGCACUGUGCUGGUGGCUCGACAGACCUGGCCGGAUCCUGUUUUCCCGAUAACCCUGGGAGUUAUUCCGUGCUUGGCUGGAGCUGAGAGGUCAAUGGGACGGAGCCUGGGGCCACCGGAUUCCAGGCCUGGGGAGAAACAGGGAAGCGAAAAGGGGAAGGAAGGUGACUAACCCGGGAGGCUGGCCUGGGAGAGAAAGGGGAGGCUAGAGGGAGGGGAAAGGAAGCCAGGGAGGCUGGAAGGACGAGCAACGCGGAGGAAAGGCAGCUGGCAGACGGCGGGACGGAGCAGGACACUAAGUGGAAGGAAAGCUGUGGGUCUCUGCGGCUGGAUGGCGGCUGCUCGCCUGGCAGAACGCGUCAGACUCCGGUGUUAGCAGCGCACGGCCAUACGGACCUGGUACGCAGAAUACAGGAGACCUCACUGAUCUGAAAGUUCAGCAAAAGAUGACUUUUUCUUUCCUCCGGCAUCCUUCAGAGUUGAAGCAAGAGUCAGCUGGGGUAUUUUGGCCAACUGUUUUGACCCAGUGACAGACCAGGUGCGAUAAUGUUCCUCUGUAAAAAGAAACCAUGCGAAGUGGAGCGAAUUGUGAAAGCCAAUGAUCGUGAAUAUAAUGAAAAGUUCCAGUAUGCGGAUAAUCGUAUCCACACAUCCAAAUACAGCAUCAUCACCUUCUUGCCAAUUAAUUUAUUUGAGCAGUUCCAAAGAGUGGCAAAUGCUUAUUUCCUUUUCCUUCUGAUAUUACAGCUAAUUCCAGAAAUCUCCUCCUUGACUUGGUUUACCACCAUUGUGCCUUUGGUCCUGGUGAUAACUAUGACCGCUGUGAAAGAUGCCACAGAUGAUUAUUUUCGCCACAAGAGUGAUAAUCAAGUGAAUAAUCGGCAGUCUGAAGUGCUCAUUGAUGGCAAACUGCAGAAUGAAAAAUGGAUGAAUGUCAAAGUGGGAGACAUCAUUAAAUUGGAAAAUAACCAGUUUGUUGCUGCUGAUUUGCUUCUUCUAUCAAGCAGUGAGCCCCAUGGUCUCUGUUACAUUGAAACCGCUGAGCUUGAUGGGGAAACAAACCUUAAAGUUCGUCAUGCGCUCUCCGUUACCUCAGAACUUGGAGCAGACAUUAGCAGGCUUGCGAGGUUUGAUGGGACUGUGGUCUGCGAGGCACCGAACAAUAAGUUAGAUAAGUUCGUGGGAGUCCUGUCCUGGAAGGACAGCAAGCACUCGCUCAACAACCAGAAGAUAAUCCUGAGAGGCUGCAUCCUGAGGAACACCAGCUGGUGCUUUGGGAUGGUUAUUUUUGCAGGUCCCGACACUAAACUCAUACAAAACAGUGGUAAGACAAAGUUUAAAAGGACAAGCAUUGACAGAUUGAUGAAUACACUAGUGCUGUGGAUUUUUGGGUUUUUGGCAUGCUUGGGAAUUAUUCUUGCAAUAGGAAAUUCAAUCUGGGAGAAUCAAGUUGGGGGCCAGUUCAGAACUUUCCUCUUUUGGAAUGAAGAAGAGAAGGACUCCAUAUUCUCAGGAUUCUUAACGUUCUGGUCAUACAUUAUUAUUCUCAAUACCGUUGUGCCCAUUUCAUUAUAUGUGAGUAUGGAAGUUAUUCGUCUGGGACACAGUUAUUUCAUAAACUGGGACAGGAAGAUGUAUUACUCCGGGAAGGCAGCACCCGCUGAAGCUCGGACAACCACACUCAAUGAAGAGCUGGGCCAGAUAGAGUAUGUUUUCUCUGACAAAACGGGGACCCUAACUCAGAACAUCAUGACUUUCAAAAAAUGCUCCAUCAAUGGGAGAAUAUAUGGUGAAGUAUGUGAUGACACAGUUCAGAAGAAAGAAAUAACUAAGGAAAAAGAGCCUGUGGAUUUCUCAGGGAAACCUCAAGCAGCGAGGUCAUUUCAGUUCUUUGACCAGAGUCUGAUGGAAUCCAUCAAAUUGGGUGACCCCAACGUGCACGAGUUCUUCAGGCUGCUUGCUCUCUGCCACACUGUGAUGUCAGAGGAAGACAGCACAGGAAAGCUGAUUUACCAAGUUCAGUCGCCUGACGAAGGGGCCCUGGUAACUGCUGCUAGAAACUGUGGCUUUAUUUUUAAGUCUCGGACCCCGGAGACAAUAACAAUAGAAGAAUUGGGAACACUUGUUACUUAUCAAUUGCUUGCCUUUUUGGAUUUCAACAAUAUCAGGAAAAGGAUGUCUGUCAUAGUUCGAAACCCAGCAGGGCAGAUAAAGCUGUAUUCCAAAGGAGCAGAUACCAUCCUGUUUGAAAGACUGCACCCUUCCAGCGAGGACCUUCUGUGUCUGACGUCGGACCAUCUCGGCGAGUUCGCAGGGGAAGGCCUUCGGACCUUGGCGAUCGCCUACAGAGAUCUGGACGACAAGUACUUCAAAGAGUGGCAUAAGAUGCUCGAGACCGCAAGUGCUGCCAUGCACGGGAGGGACGACCAGAUAUCGGGGCUCUAUGAGGAAAUUGAAAGAGAUCUGACGCUACUAGGUGCCACCGCUAUAGAAGACAAGCUACAGGAAGGUGUUAUUGAAACGAUUGCAAGUUUAUCACUAGCCAGUAUUAAGAUCUGGGUUCUAACAGGAGACAAACAAGAAACUGCCGUCAACAUCGGUUAUGCCUGCAACAUGCUGACUGAGGACAUGAAUGACGUGUUUGUGAUAGCAGGAAACACUGUUGGGGAAGUGAGAGAAGAGCUCAGGAAGGCAAAGGGAAGUUUGUUUGGACAAAACAACAGUGUUCUCAAUGGCCAUGUGGCUUGUGAAAAGCCGCAGCAGUUGGAGCUGGUCUCGGUUGGAGAAGACACUGUAACAGGAGAUUAUGCCUUGGUCAUAAAUGGCCACAGUUUGGCUCAUGCCCUUGAAAGUGACAUCAAGAAUGACCUCUUGGAGCUUGCCUGCCUGUGUAAGACUGUGAUCUGCUGCAGAGUCACCCCGCUGCAGAAAGCCCAAGUAGUAGAGCUGGUGAGAAAGCACAAGAAUGCUGUCACUCUGGCCAUCGGUGACGGAGCCAAUGAUGUCAGCAUGAUAAAAACUGCUCACAUCGGCGUCGGCAUCAGCGGCCAGGAAGGACUUCAAGCAGUCUUGGCCAGCGACUACUCCUUUGCCCAGUUUAAAUACCUGCAGAGGCUUCUCCUGGUGCAUGGAAGGUGGUCCUAUUUCCGAAUGUGCAAAUUCCUGUGCUAUUUCUUCUACAAGAAUUUUGCGUUUACACUUGUGCACUUCUGGUUUGCUUUCUUCUGUGGUUUCUCAGCCCAGUUUUUUGGCCCAGUACCCAGGAAAGAUCCACUGGAGUUGCCCAUUUCUCCGCACUCAUUGGAUGGCUGGAGUCUGUCUUUCUCUCCGAGGGGAUUGGGCCAUGAGUGGAUGUGCUUCUGGUGCCCACACGGAGGAAAGAAGAGUCGGGAGCCUCCUGUUCUACUAAAGGCUGCAGGAAACUUCAGAGAGAUUGAAGCCGGAUCCUCAUUGUACAGAGGAGGAACCCAGGUCUCUCAAGAGCUGAGAUCAGUGACUGUUUAUGACCAGUGGUUCAUCACUCUUUUUAACAUCGUCUACACAUCAUUACCGGUUUUAGCCAUGGGCAUUUUUGACCAGGAUGUGAGUGACCAGAACAGCAUGGACUGUCCCCAGCUCUAUGAACCUGGGCAGCUGAACCUCCUUUUUAACAAGCGUAAAUUCUUCAUCUGCAUGGCCCAUGGAAUCUACACCUCAUUAGCUCUUUUCUUCAUCCCCUAUGGGGCCUUUUACAACGCAGCUGGAGAAGAUGGACAGCAUGUGGCUGACUACCAGUCCUUUGCCGUUACCAUGGCCACUUCUCUGGUCAUUGUGGUCAGUGUGCAGAUAGCCUUGGACACCAGUUACUGGACCAUCAUUAACCAUGUCUUCAUCUGGGGCAGCAUUGCUACUUACUUCUCCAUUUUAUUUACCAUGCACAGUAAUGGCAUCUUUGGAAUGUUCCCAAACCAAUUUCCGUUCAUUGGAAACGUCCGGCAUUCUUUGACCCAGAAGUGCAUCUGGCUUGUCAUUCUCUUAACAACAGUGGCCUCAGUUAUGCCAGUGGUGGCAUUCAGAUUUCUGAAGAUGGAUUUACACCCAACCCCAACUGACCAGAUCCGCAGGUGGCAGAAGGCCCAGAAAAAGGCAAGGCCUGUGAGGAGACGACGGCCUCAGGCCCGUAGGUCAAGCUCAAGAAGAUCUGGCUAUGCUUUUGCUCACCAAGAGGGCUAUGGAGAACUUAUCACAUCUGGAAAAAAUAUGCGAGCUAAAAAUCCACCCCCAGCAUCAGGGUUGGAAAAGCCGCUUUGUAAUAGCACUAGCUGGCUUGAAAAUUUAUGUAAGAAAACCACAGACACAUUGAGCAGCUUUAGUCAGGAGAAGACAGUGAAACUGUAAGUCAAGAUGAAUUUGAACCACACUUAUCUUUCACUUCAGCUGGAGCUGAAAUUCAGCUGCUCCGGGGCGAGGAGUUGGGCAGGCCAGCUCACUUAGCUUCAGUCUGCUGCUGCUGGUGCCCGGCAAAUCGGGCCGUACGGGAAACUGGGCCAGGUGCUCACUGUCCAAGCUGCAGUGUGAUGGACCAAAACCUUGAAGUUCAAGUAUGAGUUCUUUUGGUUUUGUUUUUGUUUUUUAGUACCGGGAAUCAAACUCAGGACCUUGCUCUUUCAAGGCAGGCAGCAUACCACUGAACUAAAUCCCCGGCCCCAAGUAUGGGUUUUUAUCAACCUUUAUACCAAUUGAUCUGAGCCCUGGGAUCUUAUCUAUGGAGAGAACCUUGUACCUCUGGGUAGACACUGAACGAUCCUCAGGUGGAUAAAUGAGUGCAUUCCACAGGUGUAUAUCUGAGCUGAGGGCCACGUUGUUGACAGAUAAACCAUGUACAUAAAGGACAGACUUUCUUUCCCGAGGCACUUCCAAGACAAAGUAGUGUAUAUGCCAAGGUGCUUUCAGAGAAAGGGUCACAAAUCACUCCCUAGUCUUCAUGUCUACCUUUCUGUCCCACCAGGGACACAGAUCACUUGCAUGGCUAGAAAGGAGAAAGGCCUGUUGGUAUUCUUCUUUUCUACUAGUCUAAGGAUAAGGUAGACUAAACAUGUUUACAGGGGCUAGGCUGGUCAUUUGGGCAGAUUUAUUUAAAAAGCUCUCAGACUGUGUUAUGGAUAGACAUGCCCAUGAAAUCUCAAAGCAUGCUCUCGAGAAAGUAUUCUAAAUAUGUUUCAAUGACUUUUGUAACAAACUCAGUAGUACUUUGCUGACCAUCAUCCAGACCAUGGAGGGAGUCAGCAAAGCACUGCGAUUUCACAAUUUAAUGAUGGUAUUCCAUAUAAUCUAUGGGCAAAUACUUAACAACAUUUCCAAUUUUUAAAACUUGGCAAUUGAAAUGAAACAAGUCAAUAGAUAGCCUCUUCAAUUACUAUUUAAAUACUCAGGUUUAGGAUAUUGAUAACCAACUGUCAUGUUUAUAAUUCAAACAUAUAAACCUAUGUAGAUGAGGCUGAUGUUCUGGAAAUGUUCUAGCCCGAAUGUUUAGUCUACACAUGAGUCACUAGUAUAUUUCCUGGAAAGGACUUUAGGCAGAUUUGUGUUCCAGUCCCAGCUCUGUUGCUUCUGACCUCUGCAGGCUGGGUGGGUGACGUACCUUCUCCGAGAGUAAGUUUCCUCCUCUGUGAAGCAAGGACUUACUACCUACCUCAUAUGGCUGCUAAUGUCAAAGCACGGGUUCUCAUCACCAAAAACAUAAUCCUCACACAAAUAUAUGAAGCAAGCUUCGUUAACUCAUCAUCAGUAUGACAGAGCAAUUUGAGGAGAAUAUGAACAGCUGGAAUCUCAGUAAUCCCUGGGGAAGACUUUGAUGCAAUGAGACUGCUAAGGAAGGUUUAAACCUAGUUAGUGACCUAUAGGGAAAUAAAACUCUCUCUUCCUCCCUUAAUUUCCAAGCCUGGGAUAAUUUUUUCUGAACAGGUCCAAAUGAGAUAAUGUGUGUAAAAGAUAAUAAAGAUAAUAUGUAAACAGUGCUUUGACCACAGUAAACACACAUAGGUGUUCCUUUUUCCUCUCCAUGCCUGUCCAGCCGUAUCAAGCUGUUAGUAUCUAAUGUCUUACCUGUCAUCAGUUCCAUGGUGUUUGCCUCCUUUUGUAACAUUGUUUAAAACUUUCAGUAAAUGUUUUGGCACUACUGUCAUUUGA
Molecule: messenger RNA, 8880 nt
Organism: Heterocephalus glaber (naked mole-rat)
Lineage: Eukaryota; Metazoa; Chordata; Mammalia; Rodentia; Bathyergidae
Source: RefSeq, a predicted model, not a curated record